This is a messenger RNA of Miscanthus lutarioriparius, 273 nucleotides long. Lineage: Eukaryota; Viridiplantae; Streptophyta; Magnoliopsida; Poales; Poaceae. The record is from the annotation of a GenBank genome assembly.
AUGGCUUCGACGACGGCGUCCAACCUGGCCGGCGCGUGGUUCGGCGAGCUCGCGUCGGCGCUGCAGGGGACGUGGCAGGCGGUGGCCGCCACCGGCGAGGACCCGCGCCAGCUCCAGCAGCAGAAGCCGGCACGAGGCGACAGCAACAAGGCGGUGCGAGGAGCCGCGGCGGCCGUCGGGAGGGACAAGCAGGGAGGGGACGUCGCGAGGUGCGGCGGCGCCAUGUCCGACACCACGCUCUACCUGCUGCUCGACCGGUUCUCGCCCAACUGA